Messenger RNA from Pipistrellus nathusii (Nathusius's pipistrelle), 552 nucleotides. The record is from the annotation of a GenBank genome assembly. Lineage: Eukaryota; Metazoa; Chordata; Mammalia; Chiroptera; Vespertilionidae.
AUGUGCACCCCGUCUGCGGGGCCGAGCUGCCCGGGGCGCCCGCACAGCCGCGGGGUCUUGUUCGGGUGUCGGUGGCCGAGCCCGAGUCAGAUGCGGUGGCUGCUGCCGGCGUCCCGCGCGCCGCCCGACCCGGGACCGGCCGCCCAACUUCUCCCCGGGACCGGCCGCCCAACUUCUCCCCGGGACCGGCCGCCCAACUUCUCCCGGGACCGGCCGCCCAACUUCUCCCCGGGACGGAGAACCUCGCUGGCGCCCGGGCCGAGGCGGGAGCCCGCGGGGCCGAGAGGGCGAGGGGAAAGCGCUCACUCGCGGCGGCGGCGGUGGGGGAGCCAGUCCGGAGAAACGUCCAUCUGUCCACCCCGGGGCUCGGAGCCUCCGGCCGGAACCCUGCGGGACCGGUGCGCGCGGGAUAGACGACUAGGACUCAGGUGCGGAGGUCCCCCCUCCGGUGUUCCGGGCCCCGGAGGGACUCUGUCCCGGGAGCUUCCUGUUGGCCCAGUGGCUUGGGCAGGACAGGACCUUGAGGGGCAGGCGGUGCGCCUGGGAGGGUAG